AUGGAGACUGAUCUGAUAUACGAUGAUUCAAAAUCCGCGACACCCUCAAACCCUAGCCAAACCCUAGUUCUGGUCGGUCGUACUGGAAACGGAAAGAGUGCAGUAGGGAACAGUAUCCUUGGAAGAAAGGCGUUUAUGUCCAAAUUAUGUUCCCGUGGAGUCACCAACACAUGUCAGUCAGAAAGAGUUGUGCAAGAUGAUGGCCAAAUCAUCAAUGUGAUUGAUACUCCUGCUGACUCUAUCGAGAAAGAAAUCUCGAGGUGCACAACAAUAGCCAAAAAUGGAAUCCAUGCUAUCCUGUUGGUGUUCUCUGUGAGGGAUGCUUUUAGAGGAGAUAAGGAAGUGUUAAGUCACUUGCAAACCAUUUUCGGCAGCAAAAUCACUAACUAUAUGAUCAUUGUCUUUACGGGUGGUGAUGAAUUGGAAGAGACUUUGGAGGAUUAUUUGACUCCACAAGAGUGUCCACCAUUCCUAAACGAAAUUCUUGAGCUAUGUGACAACCGAUUGGUACUGUUUGAUAACAAGACCAAAGAUAAUCUCAAGAAGGUUGAGCAAGUUGAGAAGCUUCUUGCACUUGUUGAGUUGGUUUCAAAGCAGAACAAUAGUAAACCCUAUACGAAAGAGUAUUUCAAUGAGCUACAGGUGGAGAUUAAAGAAUCAGAAUUGACGCUAGAGAAACAACUAGCUGAGUAAGAGGCUGAGAGAGAAUCUCAAACGGGCAAAAAAUAG
Messenger RNA from Camelina sativa (false flax), 729 nucleotides. The record is from RefSeq and is a predicted model, not a curated record. Lineage: Eukaryota; Viridiplantae; Streptophyta; Magnoliopsida; Brassicales; Brassicaceae.